Messenger RNA from Panicum virgatum (switchgrass), 1293 nucleotides. Its product is annotated as protein ALTERED XYLOGLUCAN 4-like. Lineage: Eukaryota; Viridiplantae; Streptophyta; Magnoliopsida; Poales; Poaceae. The transcript is spliced from 3 exons. Gene Ontology annotation, molecular function: O-acetyltransferase activity. Gene Ontology annotation, cellular component: Golgi apparatus. The record is from RefSeq and is a predicted model, not a curated record. Bases 2 to 1273 code for a protein of 423 amino acids.
CAUGGCCAUGGACAAGGAAAGGCCACCUCUACCAAAUCUCCACAUCAGAACACCCACCCAUGUAUUUCCUAGUGGAAGAAUCACACUAGCGCUGAUGAUGCUCACAACAGGGUUAUUUCUCGUCCUCUCGACACUUCAUCCCGCGACUUUCUACCAGUAUCCUAUGCCAACAGAUAUCUCUCCUCAGGAGACGAAAAUCGGUUCUGAAGACAAAGUCUGCAAUCUGUUCAAUGGCACAUGGGUCAGGGAUUUCAGAGGCCCCAUUUACACCAACUUUACAUGCCCAACGAUGCCAGACUCAAAAAACUGCGGAAAGUAUGGAAAGCAAAUGGAUUAUGUAAACUGGAAGUGGGUGCCCCAUGGUUGUGACAUGGUAAGGUUUGAGCCUCAGCUGUUCUUGAAUAUUGUCCGAGGGAAGACUAUGGGGUUCGCUGCAGAUUCAAUUGGACGGAACCAGAUGGAGUCACUACUUUGUUUACUAUCUCAGGUGGAAACCCCAACCAAAGUUCAUAGUGACCUUAAAGAUAAAUUUGUCACAUGGCACUUCAAAUCCCACAAUUUUACACUCAUGGCACUGUGGACCAAAUUUCUUGUAGAAGCAUCAGAAAGAGAGAUCAAUGGCACAGAGGUUGAAAUGCAUGACAUACACCUGGACAAACUUGAUGUGAGAUUAGCUGCAAACUUACGUGAGAUCAAUGUUUUAGUCAUAUCGAGUUCCCAAUGGUUCUUCAGGAAGAAUUAUCUCUAUGAAGGUGGAAAACUCAUUGGAUGCAUAUACUGCUCAGAGGAUAACAUCACAAGCAUUGAUGUCACUACAGCUAUUCAGAGGGCGCUUAGAACGGCCCUCCGUAACUUGACCAACUGCCAAGAAUGUGGACUGCAGUUAACAUUAGUAACAACAAUAACACCAGCACACUUUGAAAAUGGUUUCUGGAAUACUGGAGGAUAUUGCAAUAGAACUGAACCAGUGGAAAAAGGAGAAGCAAUGACCAGGACAGUUGAGUGGGCAAUAAGAAAUGCGCAGGUUGAGGAAGCUAACAGAGCACAAAAUGAAAGAAGCCACAAGGGACAGAUGAACCUAGAGAUUCUAGAUAUUACCGAAGCUAUGUCUAUGAGAUCUGAUGCACACCCAGGGAUUCAUUGGAAUAACAAGUGGAUGAGGGGUUACAGUGACUGCAUCCAUUGGUGUUUGCCAGGACCGGUAGAUAUGUGGAACGAGCUAUUACUCUCUGUGCUUAACAAAUAUGGGAAAGAGUUGCAGAAUCAUCAAUGAUGCAAAAUGAUAAAUUGAAA